UCCAAAAAGAGAAGAGUGGUUGGAGAAGAUCCUCUCCCUGAUGCUCUUGCUACUUAUAAAGCUUGUUAUGACAGUCUCAAACCUGACACAAAAACAGCUUUCGAAAAUAAUGCAACGCAAACAUUUGACCCCAAUGUGGUACGAUCCUCAGAUUACCAGCAACCUGAACGUGUCAAGAAAGCUGGUGAAAUGUCCGAAGAGAGAAGUGUGGUUGAAGCAGAUCCUCUCCCAGAUGCUCUUGCUACUCAGAAAGCUUGUUAUGACAGUUUCGAAUCUGCCACAAAUACAGAUUUCGAAAGUAAUGCAACGCAACAAAGUAGACCAUUUGACCCCAAGGUAGUACGAUCCUCAGAUUACCAGCAACUUGAACGUUUCAAGAAAGCCGAAAAAUGUCGAUUGCAUUCCUCCAAAGAGGAAGUUGAUCGAGAAACGGAGAAAAGAAACAUUGACAUUAUGCAAGCAAUAUAUUUAGACGAUGCUCCAGCUUUAAAGAGACUUGUGGACCCAGCGUUAAGUAGCAAAGAGAUUCAACUUCGUAUCCUUGAAGCGAUCGAGGUAAACAGUUUGAUGUGCUUGGACGUACUUUGUGAAGCAUACCAAAAUCAGCAAACCCCCAGUAAAAAAAAAGGUGAACUGUUUCAUCGCCGGUGCGGCCUUUCUUUCUGGCCAAUAGACGAGCGUCCUAAAGUGACAGCUUUACACGUCCUUGCUAGCAGGGUUAAAUCAGCGAAGGCGUUGGAUGUUUUAGUGAAGCGACCGGAAUUUUUCCAAGAUUUUGCUGACAUGCAAGACAGUCAUGGAUCAACGCCGCUUCUGCUGGCAAUCAAAUGCAACAAUAUGGAUGUCGUAAGACGACUGCUCACAACAAAACCCGACGUAAACAAAAAAAAUCGAUAUGAUGAGACGCCCAUUCUUAUUGCAGCUUUAAAGGAUAACGCUGAUGCAAUUCAAGAAAUUAUUAAUACGUAUAAUGGGCCUGAGGAAAAAACAAAUCUUGAAGAAAUUAUGAGGAAUAUCGAUGGUAAAGGUCAUUCAAUCCUUUACCCUGCCCCUCAAAGUGGAACCCAAGAGGUACUAAACCUUAUUUUGGAACGUGAUUGGUGGCAGGACUUUUUGGAACAAGAGAAGAAUAAAGAAGAGGAUUGGCACACUUUCAUUUGUAACAUAAGUGCAAGCGGGUGCAUAAAUCUACUUCAGCAGGACAAGAUUAAAAAUGAACUUCUCGAUGUUCACCAUGAAAAAACGCGAAAAAGUGAUGUUACCCCGCUUAUGAGGGCUGCCGAAGCAGAUCAAGAAGAAGUCGUUAAACUAAUUUUGUCAAUUUUGCAGUCAUCUGGUAAUGAUGCCCUUGCCGUUUGUGAUAGUAAGGGUAGGAAUGUUUUCCAUUAUGCUGUGGGGAAUCCAAAUGUCCUCCGUUAUCUUUGUGAAAUGAGCCAAGAUAAGAAAGCUAUUAAUCAUAUGGACAAUUCAGGGAAGACUCCAAUGAAGCUCGCUGCUGUUAAAGAACUGACUGAGAGUUUCGAAUUACUUUCCAAAUAUGCUAAAAGUGAAGAAGACAUGUUUGCUGCCCAUAUCAUCCACUAUGUGAAGAUCGAGGCUUAA
Molecule: messenger RNA, 1602 nt
Organism: Dendronephthya gigantea
Lineage: Eukaryota; Metazoa; Cnidaria; Anthozoa; Malacalcyonacea; Nephtheidae
Product: serine/threonine-protein phosphatase 6 regulatory ankyrin repeat subunit A-like
Exons: 11
Coding region: 190-1602 (470 amino acids)
Molecular function (GO): protein binding
Source: RefSeq, a predicted model, not a curated record